UCCACGGCUCUUCGCUUUUUCGGCGCUGGAGAGUGUUGGGACCAGGGCUGGAGAAGACCGCCGGGGAGCAUCAGAGAUAAGAUCCAGUCCUGUGCACGGAGCCUCGACUGGGCGAACGCGGCGCCGUGCGUUUUUCUUUUUUGGGGGGGGGGACUGCACAACAUUCCUGUGAAAUAUAACUGCUAUUAAUGGCAUGUGGCUUGUAACUUUACUCCUGCUGUUUUCUUUGCAAGAAGCCAACAGUGAGGAUGUUGUCUCUACUCGGCUGUACUUUGUGAACGCCUCCCUGCAGCGAGUGACCUUCUCCAGCUCGGUGGGGGUGUCCCUGCCCUGCCCUGCGGGCGGCGCCCCCCAUGCCGUCCUGCGCUGGUACCUGGCUGCCGGAGACGACAUUUACGACGUGCCCCACAUACGCCACGUGCAUGCCAACGGCACCCUCCAGCUCUACCCUUUCUCCCCCUCUGCUUACAACAGCAUCAUCCACGACAACGAGUACUUCUGCACCGCCGAGAAUCAAGCGGGCAAGAUCCGAAGCCCCAGCAUCCACGUUAAAGCAGUGUUCAGGGAGCCCUACACAGUCCGAGUGGCAGACCAGCAUUCCAUGCGGGGUAACAUUGCCGUAUUCAAGUGCCUCAUCCCUUCAGCUGUUCAAGAGUACGUCAGCGUGGUGUCCUGGGAGAAAGACACCGUUUCCAUCAUCCCUGGUAAUCGUUUCUUCCUGACCUCAUUUGGCGCUUUAUAUAUCUCAGAAGUGCAGAAGGAAGAUGCUUUGUCCACCUACCGCUGCAUCACAAAGCACAAGUACAGUGGAGAGACCCGCCAGAGUAAUGGAGCCAGGCUCUCUGUAAAGGACCCUAAGGAGUCCCCCCCAUCUGUGCUGGAUAGUUUCCAGUCUGGUGAGAUGCAGGUUGGACACAGCGUGGAGCUGCCCUGCAUUGCCUCCGGAUAUCCAAAUCCCACCAUCCGAUGGUUGAAGGAUGGUCGACCACUGCCAGCUGACUCUCGCUGGACACGCCGCAUCACUGGCCUCACUAUCUCUGACUUAAGACUUGAGGACAGUGGCAACUACAUUUGUGAAGUCACGAACAGCUUUGGCUCCAAAGAGGUGACGGGUCAUCUCAAUGUUAUAGAACCACUGCGGGUCACUUUGUCUCCAAAGAACCUCAAGACUGGGAUCAGCAGUACAGUAAUCCUCUCCUGUGCCGUCCAGGGUUCCCCCCACUUUACUGUUUCCUGGUACCGUAACACAGAACCUGUGAUGCCUGAUCAGCACUUUUCCAUCCAAGGAGCACACAAUGAGACACUCUUCAUUUCUGCUGCACAAAAAAGACAUUCUGGAGCUUACCAGUGCUUUGCCUCACGAAAGGGCCAGACUGCCCAGGACUUCUCCAUCAUACUGCUGGAAGAUGGUACGCCCCGUAUUGUCGCCUCCUUCAGCGAACGAGUGGUGCUCCCUGGUGAGCCAUUUUCCCUGAUGUGUGCUGCCAAAGGAGCCCCUCCGCCUACCAUCACCUGGACCCUGGAUGACGAGCCCGUGGCUCGGGAUCUGUCACGUGUGAGAUCCAGCCAGUACACGCUCUCCGAUGGGAGCACCGUUAGCUUCGUCAACGUCAGCAGCCCGCAGAUUCGUGAUGGAGGAGUGUAUCGGUGCGCCGCACGAAACUCGGCUGGUAGUGCUGAGUACCAAGCGCGCAUAAACGUAAGAGGGCCUCCGAGGAUUAGGCCUAUGAAGAAUAUUACAGCGGUGGCAGGAAGAAACACUUUCAUAAACUGCAGAGUAAUUGGGUAUCCUUAUUACUCAAUUAACUGGUACAAGGAGGGAAUUCUGCUGCCUGACAACCAUCGUCAGGUGGUGUUUGAGAAUGGGACACUUAAGCUCAGCGAUGUUCAGAAAGGCAUGGAUGAGGGCGCCUAUGUGUGCAGCGUGCUGAUCCAGCCACAGCUAUUCAUCACACAAACCAUUUAUGUCACCGUCAAAGUCCCCCCGCUGAUCCAGCCGUUUGACUUUCCCCCAACCUCCAUCGGUAAAUUGAUGUACAUCGCCUGUGUGGUGUCAUCUGGAGACAUGCCCAUACGAAUCACCUGGCGUAAGGACGGCCAGGAGAUUGUGCCCUCCUCGGGGAUCACCAUUGACACAAAGGAGUUUAUGAGUUCACUGCAGAUUUCCAAAGUGUCGCUCAAACACAACGGCAACUACACCUGCAUCGCUAGCAACGAUGCUGCUACUGUCAGCACAGAGAGGCAGCUCACAGUUACAGUUCCUCCACGAUUUGUUGUGCAGCCCAACAACCAGGAUGGCAUCUAUGGCAAAUCAGCAAUCUUGAACUGUUCUGUUGAUGGAUACCCUCCUCCUAAGGUCAUGUGGAAGCACGCCAGAGGAGCUUUAGCUGGGAUUGGAAACCCACAGCAGUACCACCCGGUUCCUCUAACUGGCCGCAUUCAGAUCAUGACUAAUGGCUCCCUGCUGAUCAGACAUGUACUGGAGGAAGAUCGAGGUUUCUACCUCUGUCAGGCCUCCAAUGGCGUGGGUUCGGACAUCAGCAAGAGUAUGGUUCUCACUGUUAAGAUCCCAGCAAUGAUCACCAGUCACCCCAACACUACCAUGGCCAAAAAGGGUCAUGUGAAGGAGCUGAACUGCACAGCCAGAGGAGAAUGGCCCAUCAUCAUCCGUUGGGAAAGAGGUGACACAGUGAUUGACCCAGAUCGCAACCCCCGGUACUCCAUAACCACAAGCCCCAAUGAAAAGACAGAUGAGGUGUUGUCUACUCUCAAGCUAAAGCCAGCAGAGCGUGAAGAUUCAGUCUUCUUCUCCUGUCAUGCCAUCAACUCUUAUGGAGAAGGACGAGGCCUUAUCCAACUCACUGUGCAAGAGCCUCCAGACCCUCCAGAGCUAGAAGUGCGAGAAGUAAAAGAUCGUAGCAUGAAUCUUCGAUGGACACAAAGAUUUGAUGGAAAUAGCGUCAUUACCUCCUAUGACAUUGAAUACAAAAACAAGACAGAUACUUGGGAGCUGAAGCAUGCCACUCGAAAUAUAUCUCCCACAAACAAUCAGGCCAACAUAGUAGACCUCCACCCUGCAUCCGUCUACAGUAUCCGUAUGUUCUCAUACAAUGCAAUAGGCAAGAGUGAGGCCAGUAAAGAGCUCACCAUCAGCACCGAAGAAGCACAGCCUGAUGGUCCUCCAAUGGAUGUCGUCCUUCAGCCAGUCACCUCUCAAAGUAUCCGGGUGACCUGGAAGGCACCAAGAAAAGAGCUCCAGAAUGGGGUUAUCCGUGGUUAUCAGAUCGGCUACAGAGAGAAUGGCCCUGGCAGCAACGGCCAGUACAGCAUUGUUGAGAUGAAAGCCACUGGGGACAGUGAGGUCUACACCCUGGACAACCUGAAGAAGUUUGCUCAGUACGGCGUGGUUGUCCAGGCCUUCAACAGAGCAGGCACAGGACCUUCAAGCUCAGAGAUCAAUGCGACAACACUGGAGGAUGUGCCUAGUCAGCCUCCUCAGAACGUACGAGCCAUCUCCGUAACGUCAGAUGAGGCGGUGAUCAACUGGGCUGAACCUCCUAGAAUGACUCUCCAUGGUGUACUGAAGGGAUAUCGUGUUGUGUUCUGGGCUGUGUUCCCAGACGGAGAGUGGGGUGAAAUGCAAAACAUUACAACCACCAAGGAGCAGGUGGAGCUCAAAGGCCUUGAGAAGUUCACCAACUACAGCAUCCAGGUUCUGGCCUUCACCCAGGCCGGAGACGGUGUUCGGAGCAACGUCCUGUAUAUCCAAACCCGUGAAGACUAUCCCGGACGUCCAGCUGGCAUUAAAGCAGUGCCCUCCUCUGCCAGCAGUGUCGUAGUAUCGUGGUUACCCCCUCAUAAACCAAAUGGAAUCAUCCGCAAGUACACCAUCUACUGCUCCAGCUCUGGUUCCGGCCAACCGCUGCCAAGUGAGUAUGAAGCUAACCCAGAACUACUUCUUUACCGAAUCACCCACCUGAACCACCGGCAGCAGUACCUGAUCUGGGCUGCUGCUGUCACCACUGCCGGCCGCGGUAACAUCAGCGACAAAGUUACAGUGGAGCCUGCUGCAAAGGCCCCUGCCAAAAUCUUGUCAUUUGGAGGUACGGUAACCACUCCUUGGAUGAAGGAGGUGCGUCUGCCUUGUAGUUCCGUAGGUGAACCAACACCUACAAUCAAAUGGACCAAAGACAGUGAGGACACAGCAAUCCCAGUGUCUCUUGAUGGACAGCGCCUCAUUCUGGCCAAUGGGACGCUGGUCCUGCGAUCCGUCAAAGCUGAAGACUCUGGUUAUUACACCUGCACAGCCACCAACACAUUGGGCUUCGACACCAUCAUAGUCAACCUUUUGGUGCAAGUCCCUCCAGAUCAGCCUCGUCUUACCGUUUCCACCACCUCCACCUCCUCCAUUACUCUCGCCUGGAUUCCAGGGGACAAUGGAGGCAGCUCCAUCAGAGGCUUUGUGCUACAGUAUUCUGUUGAUAACACAGAAGAAUGGAAAGAUGUUUUCAUCAGUUCAUCAGAGCGUUCAUUUAAACUGGAAAACCUGCGCUGUGGGACCUGGUACAAAGUCAAGCUGGCUGCCAAGAACAGCGUUGGAGCUGGACGCAUCAGCGAGAUCAUUGAGGCAAAGACCCACGGGCGAGAACCUCAGUUCAACAAGGACCAGCCUAUCUUCACCUACGUCAACUCCACCCAUGCUCGCCUCAACCUGCAGGGCUGGGCCAGCGGAGGCUGUCCAAUCACCUCAAUGACACUGGAAUUCAGACCAAAAGGUAUGUGGACAUGGCAGCAUGUCCGCAACAACGCCACCACAGACGUGUUUCUGGCAGAACUACGUGAAGGCACCUGGUAUGAGUUGAAGAUGAAAGCAUGUAACAGUGCUGGCUGUGGCAACCAGAGUUCUCAGUUUUCAACACCCAACUAUGAUGGCAGCACCAUUCCUCCCAUUAAGUCCCCCUUGGAAAAAAAUGACGAUGUGAAGAAGCUGUUUUCAAUUGGCUGUCCUGUGAUUCUGGUGACUCUUGGGGUUGCGCUGCUGUUUGUCGCCAUUCGCAAGAAACGCAAAGAGAAGAGGCUGAAGAGACUCCGAGAUGCCAAAAGUCUGGCAGAGAUGCUCAUCAGUAAAAACAACCGCAGCUUUGACACGCCAGUGAAAGGACCUCCACAGGGCCCACGGCUACACAUUGACAUCCCCAGAGUGCAGCUGCUAAUUGAGGACAAAGAAGGCAUCAAGCAAAUCGGAGAUGACAAGGCCACUAUUCCUGUGACAGACACAGAGUUCAACCAAACUGGGAAUCCUCAGAGCUUCUGCACUGGUGUUUCUGUCCAUCACCCUGCCCUCAUCCAAAACACAGGUCCUUUGAUAGACAUGUCUGACAUCAGACCAGGAACCAACCCAGUGUCAAGGAAGAGUGUUAAGUCAGCCCACAGCAUCAGGAACCGCUACUCCAGUCAGUGGACUCUGACCAAGUGUCAGGCUUCAACGCCAGCCCGCACUCUCACUUCAGACUGGCGCACAGUUGGUUCUCAGCAUGGUAUCACUGUCACAGAGAGUGACAGCUACAGUGCCAGCCUCUCACAGGACACAGACAAGGGGCGCAACAGCAUGGUGUCCACCGAGAGUGCCUCCUCCACCUACGAAGAACUGGCAAGAGCCUACGAGCAUGCAAAGCUGGAGGAACACCUGCAGCAUGCCAAAUUUGAGAUUACAGAGUGCUUUAUAUCCGACAGCUCAUCUGAUCAGAUGACUACAGGUACCAAUGACAACGCAGACAGUAUGACGUCUAUGAGCACACCAUCAGAGCCCGGUAUCUGCCGUUUCACUGCCUCACCGCCCAAACCCCAAGACUACGAUCGUGGCAAGAAUGUAGCCGUGCCCAUUCCACACCGCGCCAAGAGCGACUACUGCAACCUGCCCCUGUACAUGAAGUCCGAUCCCUUUUUCCGAAAGCAGUCAGAACACCAUGACCCAUGUCCAGUAGUUCCACCACGUGAAGCCUCUAUUCGUGGCCUAGCCCAGCGAGCGUACCACAGCCAGGGCCGUCACGUGACUAUGGACUCUGCAAAGCAACAGGCUCUGACCAUGGGCCACUCUGGCCUGUCAAACCUCACUUCCUCUGGGGCGUCUUCUGGAGGAGCAACAGGAGGCGGCGGUGGAGGCUUGUCUGCUAGCUCCAGCAGCUCCACGCUUCCCCAGCGGACUCUCACCAUGCCUGGCUCCGCUGCUUCUGCGGCUCAGAGUGCUGCUGCCGCCGCUGCAGCCACCGCUGCAGCCACCGCUGCUGCAGGGAACGCAUCAUCUUCCUCUGGCGGUGGGGCAGCAGGGACCUCAGGGGCGACCCCUGGAGGUGCCUCUUCUUCCUCCUCCAAAAUGGGAGGAUCCAGAGACUCUCUCCUGGAGAGCAGCUCUUCGGGAUUAGGCAGACUGCAGAAGCAGAGGGAUGGGGGGUCAGGAGCCUACUCCAAGUCCUACACACUGGUGUAGCCUGCCAAUAGCGAGGCCUGUCACUGUAACUCUUAAUACAAUGCUGGUUCAGCCAGCGUUUGCCUGGAGCCUCUAUGGUGAAUCGGGGUGACAAACAUACACAUGCACAGCUUACCCGUCAGUGCCUGUGCUGUGCCAGCCUGCAGGGAGCUGGUUGGGCUCCCGUCAACACAACUGUUUCAAGGGGUCAGAGUUGGGUGUCCACAGCACAGGGGCUUGCCUUUCUUUCUGCCUGAUUGUGUUCCGUUAUAUUUGUGUAAUUUCUCUCUUUCUCUCUCUCUCGCUCUUUCUAUUUUUUAAAUCACCCUGGAAAUCACUUGCCAAAACAAAAAUGAUCUAUCUGUUCAGUCUAUCUUCAUUUUCAGGCAAGGACACAGAACUUAUGCACAAAAUGCUUUUAACUUGCACUGUCUUGCUUUCUAUAACAAGACAGCUGUAGAUUGAACCAGGUUGCUUAAGAUGUGUGUUGACGUUUCUUUUUUUCUUUCUUUUUUUAAAAAACAAUAUGUAACCUUUAUGUUCUCUGAUGGAAGAUUUGUUCAUAUCUCAGCAUUGUGCCAUGGCAGAAUGCUUUUGCUGUAUGCACAAAUCCCCAGCCUCUGUGUUACUUUGGCUCUGUAAGGUUAGUCCAUCAUAGAUCCAUACAUUAGAGGCAGAGGAAUGACUCUUGUACAUGCAAUGGAUGACCCAGCAUUGCGGUCACAAUGGAAGAUUUUAUAGAAAGAGGAGCUAAAAAUGUCAAGCAUCAUUGAGUGAAAUCUAGAUUCUUUUUUUUUUAUUUAUCCAAAAAGGUUUAAGUUUGUUUUCAGACGAUGGAAGUAUAACCCCAUGUGCACUAGGAAACAGUUUGAAAGGAUCCAAGUAACAGAAAUGUUGUGAGUGAGUGAGUGAGUGAGUGUGGGGGUGUGCGGGCGUGUGUGUGUGGAUGUAUAUGUGUAAAUAUAUAUGUGUACAUGUGGCAGGCACACACCAACAAUGGACCUUUUUAAAACCAAUCUGUAUGCUGAAUUCUCGGGCAGACGUCUGUGUCUAAACAAAACAAACCCUCCCCAUUUUUUUUUCUUUUUGUACCUAUGAAAACACAGAAUGAUAACGAUGAUGCUGACAAUUUAACUCAAUUUAAAUUUAAUUUACUCUAGUAUUUUUUUAUUUUAAGAUUUGAUAUCUGUUGCUAACAACAUGGUGUAGGUGAGUUAUACAAAUGCUAAUGAAGGACAUAAGCUUUUAUUUGAGGAUUAGAAAUGCAGUGCCUUGCAAAAGUAUUCACCCCCCUUUAUUUAUUUCACAUUUUGUCACAUUGCAACAGCCAACUUUUUAAAAAAAUUAUUGAGACUUUAGGUAAUAGACCAAUAGAGAGUAGCACAUAAUUGUAAAGAGGAAAGAAAAUGAUACCCAGAUUUAUAAAAUUUUUUAUGUAUAUUGUUGUGAAAAGUGUGGAUUCCAUUUAUAUUCAACCCGCUUUAUGCUAAUGCCCCCAAGUAAAAUCCAAUGAACCAAUUUGCUACAGAACUGACUUAAUGAGAAAAUAAUUAACUUGUCAUAAUUUAAUGACGGCAUGUUGCUACUCGGUGCGGAACUUGUUAGAGAAGUUAAAUAAACCAAUAGCGACAUGAAGACCAAGGAACACAACUGACAGGGCAAGGUUAAAAUUUCAGAGCAGUUUAAAGCUGAGUUAUCUAAAAGCAUAAAAGAAGACAACACACCCAUAAACCUUUCCAAGACAUGGAUGUCCACCUAAAUUGAUAACAGGGACAAGGAGAGCAUCAUCGGAGAAGCAGCAAAUUGGCUCAGUUACAACGAGCUUCCUGCGUAAUGGUAACUCUGGAAAAGCUACCGAGAUUCACAGUUCAGGUGAAAACACUUUUACCAGGACAAAUAUUAGUUGCCAUUUAGCAAAUUUGACAUUUAAUGUCAAGGAAUGAGAAGAGAGCCAUUGCUUAAAGAAAGCCAUAAGAUAUCCUGGCAGUUUCUGUUGAAGACGGUUAAUUUGGGAUGAGACCAGAUUUUAACUCUGUGCAAACUAACACUGCACAUAUGAAUUUCCCCCUGUGGAUAACGGUAACUGUGUUGUUAGGAUGUAAUUUCAUUGCAUGGAGAGGGAAGUGUCUCAGGGUUUAGUCCCUGUACUUUGAGAAAAGUACAGGGUGCUUUAGGAAUAAAACUUGAGAUUAGUUGCAAGACCCUUGAGCCUAUCUCCCUGUGGAACAACUACAUUAAACACAUCCAGAGCUGAAAUAUUCACAAGUUAGAUUUUCUAAUUCAAAACUGCGUAUCGUUUUCCUUCCAUUUCACAGUUAUAUGCUGCUUUUGUGUUGGUUUAUCACAUUAAAUCUCUAAAAACUACAUUCAGGUUUGAGGUCGCAUCUAAGGAAAUAUGAAAAAAGUUAAAGGAGUAUUUAUAGUUUUGCAAGGCAUUAGAGGGUCCUGUUUAGUUAUAUUUACUUUUAUCUGGACAAAAAUAAAACAUAUUUUUAGGAAUCUCCCUUGCAGUUCACAAUCCCAUCAUUUCACUGUCGCCUUCACAACACUUCCAUCAUCCACUCUCCUUUCCUCCUGCCCCGUCCCCCAUCACAUUCAUACAGUGUCACUGUGAUGUACUGCUAGCAUGCUGGCCAGACAAAGACAGACCAACCGAACAAGAGGUAUCCUUUAUCCACGUCUGUGCAGAAAUGCUUAACUUUCAGUGACGGUUUGAAUGCGCGCAUUCAGCAAAUUUUUGAGAAAUGUAUUUGUAUGAUUUUGAAUAAAUGAACACACAAUGAAAUUAUGUAGUGUUAAAAGAAUCUGAAGAAUUUGCUUAAAAAAAAAAUCAAGUUUCUCCAACUUUUUUGAAUUUACAUUUUAAUACUAUGGUUGAAAUGGGUUUUUUUUCCUCUUUUGUUUUCAUUCUUCAUUUCUUAUCCCAAAGUUUGUAAUCUCAUAACAAUAAUUGUUCCAAAAAAAAAAAAAGAAAGAAAAGAGUUGCUCCAAAAGUUUUGCAUUGGUAAAACGUAACAUCAGGGCUCUCGCAAUAGAAAAAAGAUAUCAUAUAUGUUUGUUUUAAAAAAAAAAAAAGUAUGUACAUAUAUAUUUCUAUUCAAAUAUAUAGCAAAUAUAUGAAUAAAGAGCAGAGACAUAUAAAAGCCGUUCUAAUUGAAAAUAUAUAUUAAAAGAUCACAAGACAAUCGCUCCGAGUGAAGCAUCACACUAAAUGAUAACGAAACAGGAAGACGGGAGGUUUAAACGGGUAGCACAGCUGUGGAUGGAAGACCUUGGAGAGAACGAAAGUGGUGUGAAAGUUACUGGUGAAACUGGGACUCGAGAAAUGAGACGUUAACUCCCGUGUGAUUUUGAGAAGGACAAGCACAGGAAAGUGAAAAUAUAGUGCGAGAUGUGUUGCUGGUUUAUUGUGGUCUCAGAUAGUGCAGGAAGUGUGGUGUCGCAAAAGAAAACGGUUAAAAGGAAAAGCUUAUAAAGUGAUUGAGCCUCUUGUGGUUUGUUGUAUUGUACCUUCCAAAUAUUUGUGUUCACAGACUCAACGCCACUACCAAACUACAACUAAAGAACACAAGCAGGUUGCGUAUUUCUCCAGGCCAGUGAUAGAUAUUACUGCAGAUAACUGUAAGAAUUAAUUUUUUUUAAAUGUAUUUUGGAAUUGAAGAAUGGAUAUGUGUUGAUUUCUAUACGUAGUGUUAAGAUGCAUUUACUUGCCUUUUUCAUUUUAAGUUAUGCAAACACUUGUCCUGAGAAAAAGUAUGAGUUUGGAAAAGGAUUAAGCCUGUUUUUUUCCCCCAAAGGGCUUCCUUACUCCAACUAUAUGGAUUUUGGUUAGACAGAUGAAAUAAAAAUCCUACCAACAUGCUUUCCCUCCAAUUUUCAGUCAGUUUGCUUAAAGUGAAUGUAUUGCUUUUCAAAGAAAUUUCCACCCCAUCUUAACUGCAAAUUGAAAUGGUGUGUGAACUAAUAUUUCUCUAUUAACCAAAAAACAACUUUUUCAUUAGACUCACACAAUUUGUGUAAAUUUGAGAUUUAUUUCCAAUUUUUUUUGUAAUCACUGUAAUUUGGGAAGUUCACUAAAAUAGAACUGCAAUAUUAAUAGGGUUGCAAUAAAUGUAUAAAUCCCAUUAAUUUUAGGCUUUAGAUUAAUUAUUUCAAGACGGACUGACAAUACAACAUUAAACUUCAGUGAUUUAAAAAAAAAAAAAAGGAUCUGGGUGAACAUGUUUCCAUUUAUUGUGGCUUUUCUCAAAUCUACGUAACUCCUCUGUAUUGUUUGGCAAAAUCUCACCUGGUAGCUGCAUAGAAACCAUAUGCUGCUUGUCAACAUCAAGAUGACUUUGUAUGGUUCAGGGUGGAUGGCAGUGCAGUAUUUUGAGUUUCUGCCGAUGACCUUCCUCUAAGUAAAAUACCUCAAGAAGGUAAAGUCACAGCAGCUCUUGAAGGUUAGCUUUAUACACAAACUGGAAAAGAGGUCCCUGCUCCAUAAAUUGAAUUUUUAGGUGCCCAGAUGGACGGGCCAAGUGGCCUCUGGAGAAAGUGGUCAGAAGAGGCAAACACUGAGCUACUUGACCACAAGAACAAGAAUUAUUUGUGCGUUGAUGUUUGAAACUUGGACAUAAAUUAAACUUUCAAAAGAAAAAGAGAUGUUAAAUAUCCACCCAGAAUCACAGCAGGACCUCGAUGACGGCUUUGAAAACUGUUUCCCUUUCAACUUUAGGAUUGUUUAUGAAAAUAUUAGUGGUAGUCUGAUGGUAUGUCUGAGUAUGAAUGGGUAAUUUUGACCUUGUUCAUGGAAACCCGUUUAUCCAGUUAAAAUUUUUACAUCAUAGACGUGUUGUAUAAUAAUUCAACAUUUCUUGAAUGUUGAAUUCAAAACGUAUAAUUAAAAAAUGUCAUUUAAUGUCUCAAAUUCAUGCCUAUAACUGCAGCUACAUGAUGUGUAAUUUAUAUUUAUAUUAGGUGGAUUUUUCUUUAAAAUGAUACAACAUGCUUUCAAACUGACCUGCAUACUGCCUAUAUUUUACAUCGGUGUUUUUUUUUUUCUACAUCUGUCAACCAAUCAGAACUUCUCCCCUUCCCUCCUCUGUAGCCUUUGUCCACCUUUAUACAAUGAUUUCUACACCAUAAGAAAGGACUUGUGUACAUAUGAAAAGUGUUUUGUAUAAAUGACUACUAUUUUCGACAUCUUCACUAGCAACCAGGGCACAAUGUAAACUCUGAAGUACAGGUGAUGUGAUGAAGAUUCAAUGAAAACUUAGAAUUAAACAAAUAACUGCUUUAUCCUCAUCCAUGGACCAGAUACAACAUGUCUGAAUGGACCAUGCAAUGUUAACUAAUGAUGUUGUUUGAUUUUAUUGGGCGUUUUGUUGCAUAGUUUUAAUUUUUAUUUCUGUUUUUACUUCACAGGAUUUUUUUUGUUUGUUUUCGUUGUUUUUUUUUUUAUCUAGAGGUCCUUUUUUGUCAAUGAGUUUUUUGGGUGAGGGGCAGCAGCGUUGCAUGUUCUGAAAUUUUCCUGGUUAUAAAAGAGAAAAAGGGGAAGAGGUGAAAUGAACAGACAUUAAUAAAAAAAAUAUGAAUUUUAA
Xiphophorus couchianus (Monterrey platyfish) is the source of this 12048-nucleotide messenger RNA. RefSeq names its product Down syndrome cell adhesion molecule like 1 (gene dscaml1). Lineage: Eukaryota; Metazoa; Chordata; Actinopteri; Cyprinodontiformes; Poeciliidae. Gene Ontology annotation, biological process: axon guidance; dendrite self-avoidance; homophilic cell-cell adhesion. Bases 194 to 6487 code for a protein of 2097 amino acids. The transcript has 35 exons. The record is from RefSeq and is a predicted model, not a curated record. Gene Ontology annotation, molecular function: cell-cell adhesion mediator activity. Gene Ontology annotation, cellular component: plasma membrane; axon.